AGAGAGGGGAAAAAAACAUUGUCCUUGCAGCGCAGCCCUCAUUUACCUCAAAAGUUACUAAUUAAAGUGUCUGUGGCUGUUGCAUUUCCUCGACCAUGUUCUCCAGCGCGCCUAACUACACGAAGCUGAAGACGAACCUGCGGCUGGCGCUGAAUCGGCUCAAGCUGCUGGAGAAGAAAAAAACGGAACUGGCCCAAAAGGCGCGGAAGGAGAUCGCGGACUAUCUGGUCGCGGGCAAGCCCGAACGGGCCCGCAUCCGGGUCGAGCACAUCAUCCGCGAGGACUACCUGGUGGAGGCGAUGGAGAUCGUGGAAAUGUACUGCGAUUUGAUACUGGCCCGGUUCGGGCUGGUCACGCAGAUGAAGGAGCUGGACGAGGGCAUCGAGGAGGCGGUGAGCAGCAUCAUCUGGGUGGCGCCGCGCCUGCAGGCGGACGUGCAGGAGCUGAAGCUGUGCUCGGACAUAUUCACGCUGAAGUACGGCAAACCGUACGCGGAGCAGGUGCGCGCCGCCAUCCCGCCCCACAAGGUGUCGGACAAGCUGAUGCACAAGCUGGCGAUACAGGCCCCGCCGAAGCUGCUGGUGGAGAAGUAUCUGAUCGAGAUAGCGAAGAUCUUUAACGUCGAGUACGAGCCGGACCCGCUCGUGAUGAAGGACGACCAUUCGAGCAUUAUGGACGGGGAGAUUGACGGUGCUAGCGGCGGCGGCGAUGUGCUGAUCGAUCUGGCGGACAAGAACAAUCUGGACGGCGGUUCCGGUGGCGCUUCCGGUGGAAGUGGAUCGGGAAAUCGAGGUGGUGGUGGUGGUGGCAGUGGUGGCAGCGGAGGUGGUGCAGUGACCUCGCCACCGAACGUAGGCUUUGUCGCGUAUCCGCCAGCCAUUCCACAGCUACCAGUCGUACCGCCGACCGUUCCGUUUCAGUAUCCGGCUGGCCCGAGCGGUCAACAUUUCGGUGCGGCUUCCGCACCACCACCGUUCAAUUACAACAUACCGCCCAACUCGUCGGAGAAGGAAGAGAUUAAGGAUUUGAACAUAAAUUCCAACUUUCUGAACGAAGAGCGAGGUGCAACAGGCGAUGCCAGCGGACCGCCACCGUCCUAUUCCUCGCUCAGUCCGGAUGAUAACAUGCAGAACUCGACCAAACCGAAACCUCAACCCCGGUCCAAGUUCUCGCCAGAGCUAAACUUCCCGCCCCUGCCGAACGUGCCGCUGGAUCUGCCGGACAUACCGGACGGUGAUGAAAACAAGAACGAUAACGAUGAGAUCGAUUUCGACGAUCUGUCGCGCCGGUUUGAGGAGCUGAAACGGAAGAAGUAAAGCUCUUUAUAGAGAGUUUGUGCCUGUGCCAACAGCUUAGCGUUGGGCACGGCCGAGUGUGUCUCAUAGCUUUACCGCUCGAUCGGAUCGCAAAGGGCAAAUGUAUGCUGGAAACGUUGGUACGCGCAUCAGGAAGUUACCGUACCCGUUUUGUUUUUUUUUUUUAGAUGCUAUAUAAUUUUGUCUGUAUUGUAUUCCUCCCCUCAUUUAUUUGCAAUAAUCAAAUGUGAACAGAAAUUAUGUAUUAAUGAUAAGCAUGAAUAAAGGACUCGUAAGGAGAAUGUUUAAUUCAGGGUUAAAUUUAUAACCAAUGAACCCAACAUGAAA
Anopheles gambiae (African malaria mosquito) is the source of this 1643-nucleotide messenger RNA. RefSeq names its product IST1 homolog (gene Ist1). The record is from RefSeq and is a predicted model, not a curated record. Bases 96 to 1316 code for a protein of 406 amino acids. The transcript is spliced from 3 exons. NCBI's taxonomy places the organism in Eukaryota, Metazoa, Arthropoda, Insecta, Diptera, Culicidae. Gene Ontology annotation, biological process: protein transport.